AUGACUGAAAUCGAAAUCCUCCAAAAAAGAGCAGAUAGUCCCAAGCUCAAAACAUGGGAAGUAAAAGCACAAAAGAAUGUACGAUCAAAGAAGCAACCGGCACUUUGGAACUUCAACCACCCGCCAAGAUAA
Sclerotinia sclerotiorum 1980 UF-70 is the source of this 132-nucleotide messenger RNA. RefSeq lists its product with no specific name. The record is from RefSeq and is a predicted model, not a curated record. The transcript has a single exon. Lineage: Eukaryota; Fungi; Ascomycota; Leotiomycetes; Helotiales; Sclerotiniaceae. Bases 1 to 132 code for a protein of 43 amino acids.